This is a messenger RNA of Vollenhovia emeryi, 3492 nucleotides long. RefSeq lists its product as uncharacterized. Gene Ontology annotation, biological process: cell wall macromolecule catabolic process; carbohydrate catabolic process; peptidoglycan catabolic process. Bases 1 to 3492 code for a protein of 1163 amino acids. The record is from RefSeq and is a predicted model, not a curated record. Lineage: Eukaryota; Metazoa; Arthropoda; Insecta; Hymenoptera; Formicidae. Gene Ontology annotation, molecular function: N-methyltransferase activity; ATP binding; endonuclease activity. The transcript is spliced from 4 exons.
AUGGCAGAUAUUACCGUGUGUGACCCUCCGUAUAACGUUGAUUAUGGCGCUAGUCAAGAAAGAGAAGACAAAAAGAUAUUAAACGACAAUCAAGGUGAAAAAUACGAACUUUUUCUGUAUGACAUCUGCUCCAAUAUUUUAGCAAACACCAAAGGGGCAAUUUACAUCUGUGCAUCAUCAUCUGAGCUUUCAACCUUGCAAAAAGUAUUUGAAGAAGCAGGUGGCCGUUGGUCGACAUUCAUCAUUUGGGCAAAGAAUCAUUUUACACUGGGGAGAUCUGAUUAUCAGAGACAAUACGAAGCAAUGCUCUACGGUUGGAAAAAUGGCAAUAAACGUGAGUGGCAUGGUGGUAGAAAUCAAAGUGAUCUGUGGUUUUAUGAUAAGCCAACACACAAUACACUACACCCAACGAUGAAGCCAGUAGAGCUAAUGGAGAGAGCAAUAGUUAAUAGCAGUAGACCAGGAGAUAUAGUACUUGAUCCAUUUAGCGGCUCUGGAAGUACACUAAUUGCAUGCGAGAGAACAGGAAGAAUCUGUAGAACUAUAGAACUAGAUCCUACGUUUGUAGAUGUAACGAUAAAGCGUUGGCAAGUAUAUACCGGAAGAGAUUCCACCCUUUUCGGUUCUGGCAAAACCUUUUCGCAGAUUCAAGAAGAAAAACAAGAACUAGGAGUUUCGAAGCAAUAUGUCUGUUAUUUAGUAAAGAAAGGAAUAGUUGAGCUGGAGGAUGGUUUGAUUGACCGAGAACAAGCGAAUGAAGCGGUAGCAGCAAUAAGAGAUCCAAGUCAACCACUGAGGAGAAAAGGCAGAGAAAUUGAGGAAAAAAGAGGAAACACCAGUGAGCUCUCUACGAUGCUGCUAAAAACCAGGAUAAAAAAUGAAAUGGAGAGAGGAAGACUGCUGGAGGCAAAGGCAAAAGCUGAAAUUGGUGAACUUAUCUCAGUAGAAGAAGUAAAGACUGAAGCAUUCAACGUGGCAAGAGUGGUUCGUAACAAUCUUUUGAAUAUCCCAGACAGAGUAUCAGCAUUACUGGCAUCGAUGAACGACACAGAAAAGAUCCAUGAGACAUUAACUGGGGAAAUCAGAGUUGCAUUGGAAGAACUAACACAGACAAUUACGGCAGAUGGCAUUAUGAUAUAUAGCAGUAGUUUUUAUGCCGGAUUAAAGCCAGAUCCACCACUUAAAGUAUCAGAGUGGGCAGAUAAGAAUCGUAAACUUUCAACGAUAGCAUCAUCAGAACCAGGAAAAUGGAAAACAGAGAGAACGCCGUACCUUAAGGAAAUAAUGGAUUCACUAUCUUCGUCUUCACCGGCUGAAAAAGUGGUAUUCAUGAAAGGAGCACAAAUUGGCGGAACAGAAGCUGGGAAUAACUGGAUAGGCUACAUCAUCGACCAAACACCAGGGCCAAUGCUGGUAGUACAACCAACAGUAGAAAUGGGCAAGCGUUGGUCAAAGGGAAGAUUUGCGCCGCUCAUUGAAGAUACGCCAUGUUUAAGGAGUAAAAUAAAAGACCCAAGAUCGAGAGAUUCAGGCAAUACUGUACAAAGUAAGGAAUUUCCCGGAGGGAUCGUAGUAAUAACUGGAGCAAACAGUUCAGUUGGCCUGCGUUCAAUGCCAGUAAAGAAUCUAUUUUUAGAUGAAGUAGAUGCGUAUCCAGGAGAUUCAGGAGGUGAAGGUGAUCCAGUACUGCUCAGUAUUGCCCGAACUAAUACAUUUACGCGUAGAAAAAUUUUUUUAGUGUCGACACCGACAAUUCAUGGAAUAAGCAGAAUAGAAAGGGAAUUUGAGAAUUCAGACAAACGAUACUUUUUUGUUCCCUGUCCACAUUGUGAUCACUAUCAGGUGCUGAAAUGGUCACAAAUUAAAUGGGAAAAUAAAAAUCCAAAUACAGCGCAUUAUGUUUGUAUCGAAUGUAACGGCAAAAUAGAAAAUCAUCAAAAGGCAAAAAUGCUAGCUCGUGGAGAGUGGAGGCCUACCAAUCCAAUAAAAGGUGAAAAAAAAGGAUUCCACCUUUCAAGCUUGUAUAGCCCUGUUGGCUGGUAUAGUUGGAAACAAGCAGUGGAAGAUUAUCUGCAUGCAAAGGAAAAUGAACAAUUACUGAAAGUUUGGAUAAAUACAACACUCGGAGAAACCUGGGUAGAUAAAGGAGAAGUACCAGACUGGAAGCAACUAUUUGAGCGUCGAGAAAAUUUUCCGAUAGGCAUGGUGCCAAAAGGUGGAAAAAUAGUGUUGACGGCAGGAGUUGAUGUGCAAAAAGAUCGGUUAGAGGCAGAGAUUGUAGCCUGGGGAAGAAACCGAGAAAGUUGGUCAAUAGACUACCAGGUAUUUGAAGGAGAUCCGGGAGGGGAAGAAGUAUGGGGAAAACUUUCGGAAUUAUUAAAUCAUCAUUUUAUUGGUGAAAAUGGGCUUGAAUACAUGAUAAGCAUGAUGGCGGUAGAUGCUGGGUAUGCAACACAAGAGGUAUACAACUGGGUAAGGAGUCAUCAAGGAUCUGGGAGAGUAAUGGCAGUAAAAGGAGCAAACAAAGCGCUAGUGCCACUGAGCAGCCCAAGUAGAGUUGAUGUAACAGUUAGCGGACAAAAGCUAAAGAGAGGAAUGAAGCUGUGGCCAGUUGGGGUAUCAAUAUUGAAGUCCGAGCUUUUCCAAUUACUUAAUGUUUUAACAGAAGGGGCGCCAGGAUAUUGUCAUUUUCCGGAGUAUCCACCUGAAUAUUUUAAGCAGCUAACUGCAGAGCAACUAAUUACCAAAGUAGUAAAAGGAUAUACCAAACAAGAGUGGCAAAAGAUAAGAGAUCGAAAUGAAGUACUAGAUUGCCGAAUUUACGCAAGAGCAGCGUCUAUUGCCCUUGGAAUUGAUCGUUGGCCAGAGAGUAAAUGGAGUAGUCUAAAUGAAAAACCAGAAAGUAAAAAAUCAAAGAAGAUAGUGAAAAAUAAAGAAACGAUAGUAAUAGAUUCAUCGCAUUGGGAUGAUUUUAAAUUUGCGAAAGAAGAUAACGUAAUAGGUGUCAUUCAUAAGGCAACCCAAGGAUUAGAAUAUAUAGACCCAAAAUAUGCUAAAAGAAGAAAAGCUACUGAAGAGGAAAGACUGCUGUGGGGAGCAUAUCAUUUUGGUGUGGGAAAAGACGGUAGAGACCAAGCUGAACAUUUUUUGAAAACAGUAGGAGAUUAUUCUCAAGUAUUGCUUGCCCUUGAUAUUGAAGAAAACCAAAGUGGAGAAAAUAUAACGCCAAAACAAGCAGAAGAUUUUGUUACUAGAAUUUAUGAAGUAACAGGGCGUUUGCCAUUAAUUUACGGAAGUGCCUAUUUUUUAGAAGAUUUUGCCACCCCAAUUUUAACAAAAUGCCCAUUGUGGAUUGCAAGAUGGGGAGAGGAGCCUGUGUUACCAAAAGGGUGGAAAGAGUGGACUUUAUGGCAAUACACCAAUGGGCAAGCAGACAAGAGAAAUAAAUUCAACGGAACAUUAGAAGAAUUAAAAGAUUUUUGGAUAUCAUGA